Myodes glareolus (Bank vole) is the source of this 5975-nucleotide messenger RNA. RefSeq names its product URB2 ribosome biogenesis homolog (gene Urb2). Gene Ontology annotation, cellular component: nucleolus. NCBI's taxonomy places the organism in Eukaryota, Metazoa, Chordata, Mammalia, Rodentia, Cricetidae. The record is from RefSeq and is a predicted model, not a curated record. Gene Ontology annotation, biological process: ribosome biogenesis.
ACGCCCCUCCCCGCCCCGAGCCGUUGGCGUCAACGUCUGCCGGAAGCGCCUCCCUCACGUGCGGCUCGUGGCGGUGGAGAUCCCAGGUGAAGGCGGCGCGGGAACGCUGUCCGGACGCCCGCCGGCCCCGGAGGGAACCUCGCUGGAGAGGCCGGGUGCGAGGAGGGAUCGCCCGCCGCCCCAUCCGAGGGAAUUCUCCCAGAGGGUUCCCCCAGCUGCGGCGAGAGCCCGGACCGGAGGGAGCUCCGCUCGAGAGAACCCCACUUUAGAGAGUCCGGCUUGAGAGCGCGCGCCCCGAUAUAAGGGAUCUUGGGGCUAGGGCGUCAGAGAACCCCGAUCCGAGCUAGUAGGAUUUGAAGAAGACGUGUAGCCAUGGCUGCUGUUUAUUCUGGCAUUUCCUUUAAGCUUAAAAGCAAGACAACUUCCUGGGAAGAUAAACUAAAACUAGCUCACUUUGCUUGGAUUUCCCAUCAGUGCUUUCUACCAAAUAAAGAACAAGUUUUACUUGAUUGGGCAAGACAGACAUUGGUUGCAUUUUAUAAUAAAAAACUCGAACUGCAGGAAGAUAUUGUUGAAAGGCUUUGGGUCUAUGUAGAUAACAUUCUACAUAGCAGGAAAUUGCAGAAUCUCCUGAAGAAUGGAAAGACUGUAAAUCUUCAGAUUUCCCUUGUCAAGGUUAUAAAUGAGAGACUAGCAGAGUUCUCACUUGCAGGAUCCCAUAAGAAUGUCUGUGCCAUCCUGAGUUGCUGCCAGGGCAUCCUCUCAACACCUGCCCUUGCUGUCAUCUACACAGCCAAACCAGAGCUGAUUGUAGCCUUGCUGAGCCACCUUUGCUGGUCAGUCUGCAGACAACCAGAAGGAGCCAUGACAGCCCAGCUAUUUGAAGUCAUUCAUCUGGCUCUUGAACAUUACCUCAAGCUUCAGCAACAGCAAGCCAACCCCAGACGUGUCUUUGCAGAUAUGACUGGCCACCUCCUCCAGCCCUGCCUAGUCCUGAGACAUUUGCUUUUUGGGGGCACGUGGACACAGGCUGGUCAGGGCCAGCUACGGCAGGUACUGAGCCGAGAUAUCAGGAGUAAGAUUGACACCGUUCUUCGAAGCGGUGUUUUUCGACAUGAUUUACUCUCAUCCUAUAAAGAGGAGCUCUUGGAACAGCACCAAGACAAUGUAAAGAUGGGGGUUCUGAAGAGUCUUCUCACUCCAGUGGAAACUGUGACUAAAAGGCUGGUAGAGCCUGACUACAUCAAGUCAGACCUGCGUGCUUCGGUUGUGGCAGACUCAGUGUCUUUAUUGUACAGACUCUUUCUGGACUCAUACCUUAAGGAAGAAAACCAAUUCCUUUGUUUUCAGGCUCUCCCCAGGUUGUUUGGCUGCUUGCAGAUUUCACACCUGCAAGAGGGACAGAUGGAAACCCUAACCCUAUCAGACUGGACCACAGAGCUUCUGGCUGUUGAGCAACUGCUAAAUUCAGUGGCCACCACCAACAUCUACAAUGUGGCUGCUGACAGGAUCCAACAUGGGGAGGCACAGUUCCACUUCUACCGCCAUGUGGCUGAGCUGCUGAUCAACCAUUCACAAGCACCUGUGCCAGCUUGGUUUCGCUGCCUCAAGAUUUUAAUGUCUCUAAAUCAUUUGAUUUUAGAACCAGACCUAGAUGACCUGUUGUCUUCAGCCUGGAUUGACGCAGAAGUAACAGAAUUUCGAGCUAAAAAAGCCCAGGAGGUACUUAUUAGCACUGUCUUCCAGACAUAUGCCAGGCUCCGACAAGUGCCACGAUUGUUUGAAGAGGUUUUGGGGGUGAUCUGCCGUCCAGCAGCGGAGGCACUGAGGCAGCCUCUGCUUGCCUCAGGCCCCUCUAUGGCUCUCUGUGCAUGCCUCUUGGAGCUGCCACUGAGUCAGAUCCUGGAUACAUGGUCCCUUGUACUAGAGAAGUUCCAGUCUUUGAUCAUGCCCUGUUUGCAGAGUGAUACUGACAUGGCUUUGAAGGCUUUGUCUCUGAGCUCUCUGCUGCACUGUGUCAUGCUCAACAUGCCGAGUCUGGACAACAGCAUGCCUCUGCCCAUCAUCAGACAGACACAGUGCAUAAUGGAGAGGAUGCUGAAAGAGCUUGUGGAGCCCCUUUUGGGCCUUCUCAUGGACCUCUGGAGCUCAGAGUCUGAGCUGUGGCAACAGAAGGUGAGUGACUCUGCACUCUUACUCUGUUACACCUGGGCUCAAGUGGACACUACUCUCAGUCUGCACUGCAGCCAGUAUCAUUCUCUGGCAGGGCCCCUAGCUGGGGCUGCUCUGGAUGUCUCAGCACUCCCUUUGUUGCUACCAGGUGUGGAAACACAGCUUUGGAAGAAGGUGGAAAAGUGUAUAGUUCAGUCCAGGUCUCUCAGUAGGUACUGCUUAGAACAGCUGUACCUGCAGAAGGUGAAAAGGACUCUGAUGCGGACUAAUUCCCAGUCUAAAGAAGCCCUUCAAACCUUGAGAGAUGACACUGCCUGCAUUCUGGAUUCUAGCAGAGACUGUUUAAGUCAGAAGACAGUAGUUGCCUGGGAUAGGCAGGUGUCGACAAUGAAUGAGUCUACAUAUCCUGUAGCACACUGGCACUUGAUCGUAUCAAACCUCACAGUUUUAAUACCCUACCUUUGUUUGGAUGAUGUGAAAUAUUUGGCCACUGUCCUGUUAAGAACUUUACCAGCAAAUAAAGUGCAGGAAAGCUUGGCCCAUGGUGAGCCAUACAUCACACUUGAGACAGUAUCCACAGCCCUCCUGCACAGCCCUCUCUUUCCAGAGAUGCAGUCCCUCCAUUCUGCUUUCCUGAUGUGUAUUGCUGCAAAAUGUUCUAGCAUUCUGUGCUCUGGUGCCCAUGGUGAUCUGAGUCUUAUUAGUGAGCAGUUUCCCUGGCUUCUUGAAAAGGACUACCACACAUUUAUGUCUCACUGGGAAACCAAAUUAGCUAAAGUUGGACUUGAAGGUGUAGAACCAAGAGGAGAAGUUGCCCAGAAUUUUCUAUCUAUGAUCAAGAAUGGUUUUCCUAUCAAGCUAGAUGAAGAGCAGCUAAAAGUCCUCCUGGAGCUCUUACAAGUCAUCUCCACCCUUCACCUGGACAGCCUCAUGCCAUCUUACCACGUGCAUUUUUUUUUCCUGUUAUUCUCCAUGGCUAUCUCCACAUUGGAGCAUUGCUCUUCCCCACUAGCUCUCCAGUACUUGGUGACAUGCUACCGACUCCUCGGUGGUCUGCAGAGGGGAAGAAAUGCCCGCUCUGUGUUCAAGGUCAUGUAUGUUAGUGACAUCUUUGAGGUUGUGCUGACCUCACUGUUGAAAGCCAGCACGGAAUUUCAAGUUAGGGAGGAUGACUCCAAUUGGCUACAGCUUCUUCAAGUGUUAGGGAUGUUCUUGGAACAGCUAAUGCAGAUGCUUAUCCAAGUAAAGCUGAGCUUGGUGCUCAAUUUUGGAAAAAUUACUGCCUUCCUCUCAAGGUGUAGUAAGGGAGCUUCCAGCAAAGAAUUGAAGAUCCAGAGCCUUCGGUGCAGGCAACUGCUUCUAGUGGCUCUAACCAAGUUGUGUCAGAGUUUGGGGCCUUAUGUUAAGGAGCGAAGGCAGCUACUGGAGGCAUCAGCAGCACUACCUGAACUGUUGCAGCAAGCCAUGAUGCAGAUGGGUGCCAUGCUGAAUCUCUGCCUAGUGCCUGGGACUACAGGCCGCCGCCUGCCUUCAGUCCUCCUCUCAGCUGUCCCCACGCUUUUAGAAGUAGACCUGAGCCAAUGCCUUCGGGUAGGACAGCCCCAGAUUUCUCAAGCUGUGGAUACGGAUAGAACAUUGCCUUCUCACGUGGCCCUUUACCAGAAUGUCUACAUUCAGUUGCUGGAGGAGUUGCCUGCCCUGUUAGGAAAUACUCAGUCUUUCCAGGCAGCAUUGCAAUUUCUAACCUUGUUCCUUUUGGCCCCAGAGCUCCAUUCCAAGGAGAGCUCUGUUUUUGCUUCCAUCUUUCAUUCUGUGCAGAAAGUUCUUACAGGUCCAGGCAUUCCUGCACCAGUCACUCAGGAUAUUGAGCCUCACUUAGAAGCCCUGCUCACCCAAAUGUUUGAGGCUGGGACAACAGAGCAGUUUGGGAUCAUACUGCAGUCUAUUCUUCAGGGGCUGGACAUCUCUCAGGCAUGGAAGUCUGAUCAGCAGGUGGUUUUGUGUGCCAUUAGACUACUAAGUCUACUACUGAAAUGCCCACUCAAUGGAGAGAAGGCAAGUUUGCUAUGGCGUACGUGUCCCCAGAUAGUCACGGCUCUAACGCUGCAACACCGAGAGGCCUGCCAGGAACAGCCUGUGGCUCUAGUAGUGGUUGAGCCUGUUCUUGACGUCCUGGCUGUUCUGUUGCGGAAAGGGGAGGAGACCAUCAGCAACCCUCAUCACGUCAGUCUGGCUUUUAACAUCUUGCUCACAGUCCCUCUGGAUCACCUGAAGGCACUGGAGUUUGGCAGUGUCUUCCAGAAGAUGCACAAUGUGCUGUUCUCCAUCUUACAGUGCCACUCGAAGGUGAUGCUGAAGGCCAUUUCAUCCUUCUUGAACUCGUUUAAUAUACUAUUGUUUUCAGUUAUGCGUGAAGGACGGCAGAAAGACAAAGGAAGCAUGGAUGACUUGCCAGUGGUCCUUGAGUGUGCACGCCUGGUGGAAAGGAUGUACAGCCACAUUGCUACUCGAGCUGAGGAAUUCACCGCGUUCUCCCCAUUCCUGGUGGCCCAGUAUGUGACAGAAGCACAGAAGGUAACCUUGUACCCAACUGUGAAGAACCUGCUACAGGAGGGAAUUUAUCUCAUUUUGGAUCUCUGCAUAGAGCGUGAUAUUCAGUUUCUGCGGGCCUCGCUACAGCCCGGAGCACGAGAUGUCUUUAAGGAACUACACAGCGACUACCUCAAGUACCACAAGGCCAAGCAAGAAGGAGAGAAAAGAUAUACAGCCUAGGCCACACCACAGAAGCACAGUUCCUGGUACAUCUUGCAGAGGCUUCAUGGUUCAGAGUCAUAGAGGAUGUAAAGGCUUCUGAAAUUCUCAUGCACAUUAUCAGCAACCAUGGGAACUCUUCCUACCACCCCCUGUCACCUCACGAGUCCCACUGUGUCUCACAGUGUAUCCAACUGGUUUGGAACUUACCAUAUAGACCAGGCUGACCUUGAACACAGAAAUCCUCUGCCACUUCCUUCUGUAUGCUGGUGCUAAAGGCAUGCACCACUUUCGGAAUUAUUUAUUUUUAUAGCUUUUUUAAAUUUUAAUCUGAGUAUUCUUUAAUAUCCUUCUUCCUGGGAUGAUAAGGAUUGAACCUGGGGCCUUAAACUUACUAAUUUCACACUUCUGCCACUCAGCUACACCUUCAUGCCUCAGGAUGCCUUUUUAUAACUAAGAGUGGCAUAAGAAACCUGAAAACAGGUUUUGGGGUUGGAUGAAUUUAAUGGAAAAAAAUGCUGAUCAUUAUGACUGUACCUAAUGUCCUUUUCCUUUUUGCCUCUCCUGACUGGAAACUGUAGGACUGGUGUUUAAUUCUGAUACAUGGGACUGUAGUUAAAGCCUGUUUGGAUAAUUCUGCCCUUUAAAUCAAGUAGGACAGGGACACUCUUGUGCCUUCCCUCUGAGAAUUCUGGUGGUGCUGGGGGAGCCCUGGAUAGGAUGGUAUGUACCUAUCUGGUAGGUAGGUGCUUCCAGCACAGAAGUCAGGGCUCUUACUUAUUGCUGCUUCAUUUUGAGAAGUUCAUUAUAAAACUUCCUGUUCGGUUCAAGAAAUAAUGUUAACUGUUCUUACUAUCUAAACAGUGUAUUUUGAUGGUCUCAGUUACCCAAACAGCCUUUAUUACCACUUAGGAAAUGUCUUGUUUAGUCUCUUUGUUGUGUAUAUGUAGAUGUAUAAAUAUAUAGUAAAUUGAUCAAAAUGUGUUUUAAUAUUUUCUUUUGUAACAGUUGUCAUAUUAGAGUCAAUAAACAUAUUUGGUAUUUUUUAAUUA